AUGGAACGGUUUUUUAAGAGAAAGUCAUCAUCGGGUUCCGGUAGUUCGAAUAAUGUUGAUAGUUCAAAUACUGUUGGUAGUUCAAGAACUCCAAGUUCAAGACAAAGUCAGUCAGAUGGUGUUUUGGGUAAUCUUCAAGCGGAUCCUGGAUUAAGAACUCGAAUGAUAGAUUAUGAUGCUAAUAUGAGAGAUGAGGUCCGAAGAUCAUAUCUACAAAAAGGACCUUGUCAACCUAGAGGUCAUAAUUUCCCGAUAACUAAUAUGUCGGGAAUUAAUCGACGCUUCAUUCCCCAAUGGUUUGAUGAGUUUGAUUGGUUGGAGUAUAGUAUAUCUAAAGAUGCGGCAUUUUGUCUCUAUUGCUAUCUCUUUAAAACCAAUUUUGAACAAGUGGGUAGUGAAGCUUUCACUGGAGAUGGAUUUAAGAAUUGGAAGAAAGGGAGAGAAAGAUUUAAGAUGCAUAUUGGACCGGUUGGGAGUGUUCAUAAUAAGGCUAGAGAAGCUGCUACAAAUUUGAUGAAUCAUGCUACACAUAUUGAAACGGCAGUGAGCAAACACUCCGACCAAGCUCGUAAGGCCUAUCGCACAUGUUUGAUAGCAUCAAUCAAGUGCACUAAGUUUUUAUUGCGACAAGGUCUUGCUUUUCGUGGCCAUGAUGAAAGUGCCACUUCAAGUAAUAGGGGAAAUUACUUGGAGCUAUUACAAUUCCUUGCAGAUAAUGAUGAUAAAGUUAAAGAAGUUGUGAUGGAAAAUGCUCCGGGGAAUCUCAAAUUACUAGCUCCUUGCAUUCAAAAAGAAAUUGUGAAUUCAUGUGCCCUUGAAACACUUGAUGCUAUCAUGGAUGGUCUAAAAGAUAGAUUCUUUUCAAUAUUGGUGGAUGAAGCACGUGAUGUAUCGGUGAAAGAGCAAAUGGCUAUGGUGUUGCGUUAUGUGGAUGACUCCGGGCAUGUAAUUGAAAGAUUUGUGGGUAUCCAACAUGUUACCGACACUACUUCAAGUUCACUAAAGGAUGCUAUUGACAUAUUCUUUUCUCACAAUGGUUUGAGCAUUUCCAAGCUACGAGGACAAGGUUAUGAUGGUGCUAGCAAUAUGAGAGGUGAGUUGAAUGGCCUUAAAACAAAGAUAUUGAGAGAACAACCUUGUGCAUAUUAUGUUCAUUGCUUUGCUCAUCAACUUCAACUAGCUCUUGUUGCCGUAGCAAAGAAGAAUAUAGACAUUGCCUCUUUUUUUGCAACGGCUAAUAGUGUGGUUAAUCAUGUUGGAGCAUCUUGUAAGCGGCGUGAUUUACUUAGAGGGCAACUUCAAGAAGAGCUAUGUGCAUAUUAUAUUCAUUGCUCUGCUCAUCAACUUCAACUAGCUCUUGUUGCCGUAGCAAAGAAGAAUAUAGACAUUGCCUCUUUUUUUGCAACGGCUAAUAGUGUGGUUAAUCAUGUUGGAGCAUCUUGUAAGCGGCGUGAUUUACUUAGAGGGCAACUUCAAGAAGAGCUUGUGAUAGCUUUUGAAAAUGAUUGUCUUAUAACGGGGCGAGGCUUAAAUCAAGAAACAAGUCUCAAACGUGCCGGUGACACACGAUGGAACUCACACUAUGGUACCUUGAUUAGCAUCAUUUCUAUGUUUUCAUCUGUGGUUCAUGUGCUUCAAAUGGUUAUUGAUGAUAAUCCCAAUGAAAGUGCGGGUGAAGCAAAUAAGUUAAUGAGAGAAAUACGGAGUUUUGAGUUUGUGUUUCACCUUUUCUUGAUGAAGGUCAUAUUGGGACUCACAAAUGAUUUGUCACAAGCAUUGCAAAGGAAAGAUCAAGAAAUUGUUAAUGCAAUGGCUUUAGUGAAAUCAUGCAAGGAAAAGCUACAUUGGAUGAGGAAUAAUGGGUUCGAUGCAUUAGUUGAUGAAGUAUCUUCUUUUUGUGAAAAACAUCAUAUUUAUGUUCCUAACAUGGAAGAUGCAUUUAUACUUCCAGGGAGGUCAAGGCGUAAUGCUCCAAUAAAGACAAAUCGACAUCAUUAUCGUGUGGAGCUAUUUAUUUAUGUCAUUGAUGAGCAAAUUACGGAGUUAGAGGAUCGCUUUAAUGAGGUAAAUACCGAGUUGCUUAUUUGUUUGGCAUGUUUGAGUCCGAAAGAUUCAUUUGUAGCUUUUGAUAAAUCAAAGUUACUUCGUCUUGCUCAAUUUUAUCCUCAAGACUUUUCGGAUGAGGAUCGUUUGGCACUUGAAGAUCAACUUGAGAUUUAUAUUCAUUAUGUGCGUUCCAUGGGUGAUUUCUCUCAAUUGCAAGGGAUUGGUGAUCUUGCAAAAAAAAUGGUGGAGACAAGGAUGCAUCAAGUAUUCAAUUAUGUAUAUUUGCUCAUUACAUUGUCUUUAGUUUUACCGGUUGCAACUGCUUCAGUGGAGAGGGCAUUUUCUGUCAUGAAUAUUGUUAAGGGUCCACUUAGGAACAAAAUGGGAGAUCAAUGGUUGAAAUCUGACACUUCUGAGGCUGUUAUGAUGAUUAAUUCAGGGGAAACUAUUUGGGCUAUUGUCAGCAACAUUGUGGAUGAUGUGAGAGACUUCCUCAUGCGGUUUUCUUUAAAGGAAGUCCAAUUUCGACUUAGGGAGUGUAACAAAGUGGUUCGUGCUAUUGCUUGUUUUGCUUUACACGAACAAGGUCCUUGUUAUUGGUUAGAAGAAGACUCUGUGUGGCUAAUGAAUUGUAUUCUUGAUGACCUUAUUGUAACCAAUGCUUCCGGUUAA
Molecule: messenger RNA, 2718 nt
Organism: Prunus mume (Japanese apricot)
Lineage: Eukaryota; Viridiplantae; Streptophyta; Magnoliopsida; Rosales; Rosaceae
Source: RefSeq, a predicted model, not a curated record